Molecule: messenger RNA, 1272 nt
Organism: Menidia menidia (Atlantic silverside)
Lineage: Eukaryota; Metazoa; Chordata; Actinopteri; Atheriniformes; Atherinopsidae
Source: the annotation of a GenBank genome assembly
AUGUUUCCACACACCCCUUUCCCCUUUUUUGCUCUCUCCUCAGACCCAGACUUUGCAGACCUGGGAGUGCCCCCACCUCUGCCCUCCUGCCAGUAUGAAAUGGUUGGUCCGGAAGGUAUUGUUGAGUCUCAUCAGAUCACCAGGGAUGGGAAGGCGGGUGCUACUGAGGCUGUCGAUUGUAAAUGGUACAUCCGCGCUCCGCCUCGCUCCAGAAUCUAUCUACGUUUUCUGGAAUAUGAGAUGGCAAAUUCCAACGAAUGCAAGCGCAAUUUUGUGGCAGUUUAUGACGGUGGCAGUUCGGUGGAAGACCUGAAAAGCAAGUUCUGUUCCACGGUGGCCAACGACAUCAUGCUGGUCUCUACGCUCGGAGUGGUGCGCAUGUGGGCAGAUGAGCUGAGCCGCAAAAGCCGCUUCCGCAUCCUUUUCACAACCUAUCACGAACCUCCGUGUGAUGCCGAUGCCUUCUUUUGUCACAGUAACAUGUGCAUAAACUACACGCUGGUGUGUAACGGCAUUCAGAACUGUGUCUACCCAUGGGAUGAGAACCAAUGUAAAGAGAAAACUAAUACCAAAUUCCUGGACAACCUGAACACCAUUAACGGGGCCAUCAUUGGCGUCACCUGUUGCAUCGUCUUCAUCCUGCUGAUCGUGUCUGUCGUCGUCCAGAUCAAGCAGCCCCGCAAGAAGUACAUCUUGCGGCGCGAGGACUUUGACCCCACCAUGUUUCAGGAGGUCUUCGAGCCCCCCCACUACGAGCUGUGCACUCUGCGGAGCGCCGCCGCGCCCGCGGCAGCCUCGGCCGACCUGGUGGACCUGGCCGAGGACCUGGAAAACUACCACGCCCUCCGCAGCGCCUCCUCCCGCUGCGUCUACGACCACCACUGUGGCUCGUCCUCCAACCCCGGCUCGGCGCACGUGUCCCAGCUGUCCCUGGCGGGACGCGGCAGCCGCUGCAACCUGAGCGGCCGCGACCCGGCGGCCGGCCCCCUGCUCACGGACCUCCCGCAGCCCCCCAUGGCCGUGCGGCCCCUGCUGCCCGCCGCGGGGAACCGCCGAAGCAUCCUGGUCAUGAAGCACAGCUACUCACAGGAGGCAGCGGAUAACGGGUGCGACCUGGACGACGACAUGGAAGAAGUCCCCACCACCAGCCACCGGCUUUCACGCCACGAAAAGGCAGUACAGCGACUUCUUGAGAAUAGUGCUAUCCUGGAUCAGUAUGAACGGGCGUCACUGACUUAUGAAAAAGCGGAGCGGAGAUUCACACCAGCAUGA